AUAUCAGAGAACCGAGUCGAACGCGCGCACGUACCUUACCUAAAGGCCGACUGCCAGUUUACACUCGGCAGGCGGGGGACACACGCGUAUCGACAGUCGCUUGACAGAAUCCACGGACUUAUAAACAAACCCUUGUAACAUUAAGCAAGCAAGAAAAAAAGGACCGAAAAAUAGGACACUAUUAGCUAUAUACAUUCAUAUAUUAUACGAAGUAAUCCAUUGGACCAAGAUGCCGGUCGAAACGAAAAUUAGCUUCUCCGACGGCAGUACAUCGGACACAGCGCGAAAAUUGAGUGAAGAUUCGUCUAGAAAAUAUUUAUCAGAUUUAAUCGAAGCCGAAGAAGACGAAGUUAGCAGCAGUUUGCCAGACAGGCCACGUUCACAUCGCAAGGCAUCUACCAGCAGCCGAUCCAGUGUCACAUCCAUGGACUCGCUUUGGGAGAAAUACCCGCGACGACUCAGCGAAGCCGGCUUGAGGCGUUGCUCGGAUCACAGUGUCGUGCUAACUGAGGACACGGACAGUUUUAUAAUCGGCGAGCGAGUAUGGGUGGGUGGCACCAAAGCCGGUCAGAUCGCUUACAUCGGUGAAACACAGUUCGCUCCGGGCGACUGGGCCGGCAUUGUUCUUGAUGAUCCUAUAGGUAAAAAUGACGGCUCUGUGGCUGGUUUCCGUUAUUUCCAAUGUCCCGAAAAACGAGGCGUGUUUUCUCGCCUCACUAGAUUAACUAGAGAACCAAUAGCAAGCCACGCACCGCAUGAUGCAUCACCUGUCUCGGACGCCGGAAGCGUGUUCGAACGACCACCUUCAGGGUCAGCGAGACCCAGGCGAACGCUUUCACCGAAUGGCAGUGUUCGAAGCAUUGUCAGCAGUAAGAUGAAUGCUUCCAUAUCGACCACCACAAAUGGAGACCUUCGCCUCGGCGAUCGAGUAAUAGUAUCUAGCAGCAGGGGCAGCAAGGCUGGUACACUUCGGUAUGUGGGUGUUACCGAAUUCGCGACUGGCGUCUGGGGAGGUGUAGAAUUGGAUGACCCUCUGGGGAAAAACGAUGGAUCCGUCGAUGGAAAGAGAUACUUUGAGUGCGCUCCUCGUUUCGGUCUGUUCGCGCCAAUUUCGAAGGUGUCGCGUUCGCCUUCGAACCGCAAGCCCGGGGCGUGCGCUAUCCACAGCAACGGGCGGGCGACGCCGGUGCGCCGUUCCAACUCGCGCGAAUCGCUGACAUCGCUCGGAACUUCGAUCGCGUCUUCCCGACCGGGGGUGAGACUCGGGGUGACGUCGCUGGGUGCUCAGCGGGCCGGUCCACGCGCGUCCUCCACCCCGGUGUCGGCGAAGAGCGCGUUGCAGGAAAUGCUGCGUGAGAAACAGCAACAUUUGGAGAGGUUGAUGCGGGAGAGGGAGCUAGACCGGACGGAGUUGACGAAGGCGACUUUACAAGUUGAUCGAACAGAAAGCGCGCUUGCACAAAUCAAGAAAGAAGCUACACAGACAAAUAACGAAAAUGCGAAACUGAAAGCCGAACUGGACAAACUCAACAAGAUGCUGGAAGACGAGCGACAGAAGGUUGAAGAUCUCAUGUUCAGGAACGAAGAAGAGAAUAUUAAUAAGGAAGAUUACAAUAAAUACAAAGAAGCUAUGGAGCAAGAAAAAGAAGCGCGCGAAAAGCAAAUUCGUGAUCUAGAAGCGGAAGUAGCGCUUCAAGCAGCUAGAGCGGAAACCACCGCGGCGACGCUGCGAGCGCUUGAAGAUCAGCGCAAUGCUGAGGUGAACGCGUUGGCUGAACAACACAAGGAGGAACUGGCUGCUGCACAGACAUUGUCAUCGGAACUGCAGAAGUUGCUCGACGAAGCUUACGCUCUUCUUAAAGAAAAAGAAAGCGAAAAAGAUUCACUUGGUAAGAGCAUGUCAGAAGAGUUAACUAAAGUAAAAACAGAAUCAGAAAAGGCACUUAAUGAAGCUAGAACUAAAAUAGCUAUCGCUCAGACUGAAUUUGAAACGCAGCUAUCGGUGCUCACUGCUAAGUUGCAGUUGGCCGAAUCGAAAUUAGAGACUGAGAAACAAAAUGUUGAAAGGUUGAAUAAGGAAAAUAGCCAAAUAAUUAUAGAUCUUAAUAGUAAAUUAAUAUCACUCCAGGCAGCUGUUGAUGAUAAAACGUUAGAGUUAAAUAAAGUUACGGGUACGAGUAAAGAACAUGAAGUUAAUCUUAAUAAAGAAAUAACAAAAUUAAAAAUGGAACUAAGUGCUAAAGUAUUAGACAUAGAGCAGCUAGAAGAUUCCAAAAGAAAACAAGAGUCAACAUGCAAGUCCUUACAAGAGGAAAUUACUCGUAUAAAAGACGAAUUAUCUAAUAAGGUUAACGAAUAUGAAAGCUUUUUAAACGAAGCUUCACAACAAGACGAGAAAAAUAAAUUGGAGAUCCUCAAUUUGCAACAAAAUCUUAGUGCCAAAACAAAAGAUUACGAAAAAUUGCUCAAUGAAACUAAUAGUUCUUCUAGCAAAAACGAAAAACUUAUCCAUGAAUUUAAACAAACUGUACAUGAAAGAGAUAAGGAAAUAAUAAAAUUAAAAGAUGAAUUUGAACAAACAACUGCUAAUUUUAAUAUUAAACACAGCAAAAUUGCAGAAGAACAUAAAAAGGAAAUCGAGGAUCGUAACUGUAAAAUAGAACAGUUAAUAAAAGAAAUCGAAACUCACAAGCAAGCAUUAGAUCAAAGUAAAAUAGAAUUGGAUACUUUGAAUACACAAUUUACGAUAAAUGCUGAUGAGCUGAACGCUUUAAAAGAAGAGAAUAAAAAACUAAAGCAAUCUCUUACUGAAGCUACAGAAGCUAAUAACGAACUUAAAGAUAAACUUGCGAAAAUGGAAUUAGAAAUUGGCGAACUGAAACGUCAACUAAAUAGCGCAUUAGAAAAGUGUGAUGAAAUACAGAAAUCUAAAGAGAACGUAGAACAAGAAUAUCUGAAUCUAACUGGACAAACUACUGAUUCUAAUGAACAAUUUAAUAAACUUUCAAAACAUCUAAAGGAUACAGAAAAUGAGUUACAAGGGUUAAAAGAUAAAUAUAGAGAAGCAACAAACAAUUGUGGAAGAAUAGAACAAGAAUUUAAACAAAAGAUAAUUAAAUUACAAGAAGAUUUUUCAACAGAAAGAAGUCAACUUAUAGAGUCAAUAGAUCAAAAUAUAGCUAAACUAAAUAUAUCGGAAAAUAAGAUUAAAGAACUGGAAAAUCACGUCAACGAAACCGAUAACCGCUUGAAAGAAUACGAAACUCAAUCCGAUAAAUUAUUAGAUGAGAACUCUAUAUUGAAAAAUGAAAUCGAGAGUUUAAAAGUCAAAGAGAAUGAACUUAAUAACGAACACGAUACAAUUCGAAAAAAACUUGAAAUAGAUAUUGAACGAUACAAAGAUGAGAUAUCCUUAUUAAAAGCUGAUGGCGCUUCGUCUGAAGUCAAACUGAUGGAAAAAGUGGACCAAUUAACGGAAGCUCAAAAUGAUUUAAAUAACAAACUUGAAGAAGCUAGAAAACACGAAGAUUCAUUGCAAAAAGUUUUAGAUGAUAUGACCUCACAGUUAAAUAAUCAGAAAAGCUUUUAUGAAAAAGAAUUAAACCAGUUAAAAGUUCAGCUUGACGCUUUCACUCUUAGUGAAAAAAAUCAAAAAGAUGAAGAAUGUAGGUUGAAACAAUUAUUGGAAGAAAAACAAAAUUGCAUUAAAGAUUUGACGCUUAAACUUGAAAUGCUAGCAAUAGAUAUUAAAUCUAAUGGAGAAAUUAUAACUGAAAAAGAUCGCCAGUUGUCUCAAGUAACUGAAGAGCUUAACAAAUCAACUGAAAUGAAAAACAAAUUAGAAGAACAGGUAACUCAAUCCCAUCUGGAAACUACGUCACUUAGACAGCAAUACGAAGCUCUUUUAAAUAAUUCUUCUACAGGAGAAUCUGUAAUGAAAGAGCAGUUAGGACAGCUAGAAUUAAUUAAAACUGAAAGGGCAACAUUGAUUAAUGACAAAACAUUGUUGGAGGUCAAAUGUAAUGAAACCAUAAACGAAAUUAUGAACCUCAAAAAUCAACUUGAUGAUAAUAGUUUGAAGUUGAAAGAAAGCCUUGAAAACAUCACUACUUUAAAUAACGUCAUAAGCGAAAAAAAUAAUGUUAUUAAAUCUUUGAAUGAAAAGAAUAUUAUAGAGUCAAAUAAAACUUUGCUAUUAGAAGGAGAUAUUACAAAACUUCAAGACGAAAUAAAAAGUCAUAAUAUUUUACUAGAAGAAAAACAGCUGGCAUUGAGUACAUUAAACGAGGACGCAAUUUUGCAAACGAGGAAAAUGGUGGAAUCUAUGAAACUGUUAGAAACUGAGAAUACCGAUUUAAAAGCAAAAUAUUCCAGCGAAAUCGAAUCUCUCAACGCUACAUUGAAAACAUUACAGAAUAAUCUAAAAAAUCAAGAAAACGAUCUCGAGGAGCUAGCACUUUCUAAAGAAAAAGUGAUUGAGUUACAACAUUGUAUAUCCAAAUCGGAAAACGAUAUAAAACAAUUAAAUAAUAUAAAUGAGGCCCAAAAAUUAAACUACGAAGAUUUAAAUAAACAACUACAAUCGCAGUUCGAUGAAUACAAAAAGGAAAGCAAAAUUAUAAGACACGAACUGAAAAAUAAAAUUAACAAUUAUGAAAAGCAGUUAAUAGAUUCUAAAGAGAAAAUUGCUUUAGAAACUAACAGCCAAAACAAACUCCAAGAUAAACUAUGUAAAGCUGAACAAGAUGUACUAGAAUUAACUCAAAAAUUAGAAUUAUUAGCUAUACAACAAAGUACUGAAAGUAGUAAAGACGAUAGAUUAGAAAAACUGACUCUAGAAUUACAAGCCACUAGAAAAAGUAGCGCGGAAGCAUUAUCUAACAGUGAAAAGAUUAUUAUGAAAUUAAGAACAGACGUAGAAAAUAACAUUAAAGACAUGAAAAGUAAAGAUGAUUUAAUAACGAAAUUGCAAGGAGAUCUCAAGAAUCAUAAAGCGAAAGUGGAGAUAGCGGAAAGGGAAAAACUGAUUUUGCAGAAAGAAAUGGCAAAGAAAGGCCCGGAAUUGCGUGACAAAAAUGACAAUAACGCCAUGGGUCUACUUGGACAAGGCGAUAAUGGAUCACAAAAGAUCGAAGACAAAGAAAUGAUAGACGGUCAAGUGAGCUUCCUAAACUCUGUGAUAGUGGACAUGCAGCGCAAGAACGAGCAGCUGAUGGCGCGCGUGCAGGCGCUAGAGGGCGCCACCGUGCCCGUCGAGCCUCCGCUCUUUAACGGGCGCAAGGCGCGCGCAGUGGCGCCGCGGCUGUUCUGCGACAUCUGCGACGUGUUCGACGCGCACGACACGGAGGACUGCCCGCGCCAGUCCGUGGAGCCCGACCAGCCCGCGAGGAAGGCGCCGCCGCCGCCCCGCCCUUACUGUGAGAUUUGUGAAGUGUUCGGACACUCUACAGAAAACUGUGAUGAAGAAGAAACCUUUUAAUAACUAUUUAUUACUUUAGUUGUAAUGUUACCGUUGUUGAUGUUACUAGUUUUCUCUGUUAUUUAUUGUUUACCAUAGAAAUGGUAUCUAUAUUGUUUUAAUAUGAAAUAAAAAUAGGGAAAUAUUUGUAAAUAAGGAAAAUGACUUUUUAACAUACUUAACUUUAUUUGCAUGUUUUAAGGUAAAGGUUGAUUUUAUUAUCUCUCAUGUGCGUUAUCUGGAUAUAAUGCUGCAUAUUGAGAGAUGUUUUACGCAAAAAUCAAACAAUUUUCUUCACAAUCAUGGUUUAAAUGUAAUCACAAAACUUACUAUGUAAACAAAUAAACACCAAAAUUAUGACGAAUUUGUAAAACAAUAAAUUGAUUUUAAAUUAUA
This is a messenger RNA of Bicyclus anynana (squinting bush brown), 5854 nucleotides long. It is a transcript of the gene CLIP-190, whose product is annotated as CAP-Gly domain-containing linker protein 1. Gene Ontology annotation, biological process: cytoplasmic microtubule organization. Gene Ontology annotation, molecular function: microtubule plus-end binding. Gene Ontology annotation, cellular component: microtubule plus-end; cytoplasm; nucleus. Lineage: Eukaryota; Metazoa; Arthropoda; Insecta; Lepidoptera; Nymphalidae. The transcript has 19 exons. The record is from RefSeq and is a predicted model, not a curated record. Bases 230 to 5479 code for a protein of 1749 amino acids.